GCUGAAGAAGACUCUUGCUGACAUUUAUCCAAUAAAAAUACAGUUUUUCAUUCACGUCUCAAUCAGAUCUAAUUUGCAUAACUCAGUAAACAAGACGUGAGCGAUGUUGACACGGCAGGAUCACCGCUACACAGGGAAAGCUACACACUAUUUUUAGAGAGCUGGGGUCGUAUCGUCAACUUUUCACACUGCUAAAGUGCACAGCUAUCUAUGACGUCAAUCUGAUUACAUUAUAACCCCACCCCUGUACAACAAAACUUUGAGAGGCUGCAGUAGUGAGACCAUUGUGAGACUGCAGUAGUGAGACCAUUGUGAGACUGCAGUAGUGAGACCAUUGUGAGACUGCAGUAGUGAGACCAUCAUGGAUACGUCAUCGCCUGUGUCAAGUUCCCAACCCAACAAAACCAAUGCAAUGGCCAGCAACCCUGACACCUGGUCGUCCUGGUUUAACAUCAACCACCCGGACUUUCCUCAGGCCACGGGCGACACGGAGACCACCGAGAACAUUCUCAAGAGCUACAAGAUCUGCGAUAAAGGAUAUGACGUCAUCUCUAGCCAGUGCCAGGUCAGCGAGACGGGCUACGUGUUUGACGAGACCACGCCCAGGAACCUCACCCCCAACGUCCUGCAGAUGUACUGCACCAAGGAUGGUGUGUCCUGCAGGAACGUGGACCAGCCCUCGGGGACCGUGUGCAAGGACUACGCCAUCAGAUACCGCUGUAAAUACUCAGGGUCAGGCAGCAGCAGUGACAGUGGGUUCCCACAGUUUGACGUCCGCAUCUACAUCAUCCUUGCUGUGGUGCCCAUCGUGAUCUUCCUCGCCAGACUCCUCUGGACCUACGUCUUCAAACAACGACGAGAGCGGCGACGUGCAGAGAGACGGGCCAGAAGGAGAGAACAGGAUGGCCAAGACCCAUCUCUCGGCCUGGCCAAACCUCCACCAUCGUAUCACGACCUGUUUGGUGAGCCCGGCCACAUCAAGGCCUCAGUGUUUACCAUCUCACGUAAUAACAUCCCUAUUUGCUCCAAGUGUAGCUCGGAGCCAUGCAGUGUUGCUGUGGUUAUUAAAACAGGAGGAGAUGGGAUGUGUAGUACAGAAAUGUUGAGGAGAGAUGGACCCCCAACUUCACAAAGUGAGGUGAAAAUCUCAUCCCCACAGCCACACCGUGUCAUCGUGACAUCGUCAAGCCAGCAUUCUCCCAAUACCACCCCUGUAGCUAGUCCAUCAAGGUCAGUCAGUGACCCCAUGCCUUCGUCAUCAGCAUUGUGUGAGGUUGAUCUUAGUGAAGUUCCCAGGGAAGACUCCGUCACUAGUUACACAGUCCAUCUAGAGAUGGAACAACCUGCUCAAGCUGAUCACCCCAGCACUUCUCCUAGUCCAUCCGUGGCCAAACCCCCUUGCAUAUCCCAACCUUGCCCUUGUGUGUGCCACCGGACUGUCCCAUUCACACACCACGGGGGUGGCGGCUAUGACAAUGCCAGCUUCAGCUACGACCUUGAGACACAGCCCCACCUGCCAGGUAUGCACAUGCAGGUGCCAGGCCUCCACAGGGCGUGGUCAACCCUGUCCACCACCUCCGUCAUCACCCUCUCAGAACUGCCCUCCUACGAAGAUGCUCUAGAACUGAUGAAGAAAAGACUGAAGGAAUCUGAAGCCAACAGUGAAGGAGUGCAAGAGACCACCCUCUCACAGAACUAAAAGACUAUCUCUUAUGGCUAGGCUGUACCUGAUGUGGCUAGACUGUACCUGGUAUGG
This is a messenger RNA of Physella acuta, 1756 nucleotides long. RefSeq lists its product as uncharacterized. NCBI's taxonomy places the organism in Eukaryota, Metazoa, Mollusca, Gastropoda, Physidae. The record is from RefSeq and is a predicted model, not a curated record.